Molecule: messenger RNA, 4880 nt
Organism: Neopsephotus bourkii (Bourke's parrot)
Lineage: Eukaryota; Metazoa; Chordata; Aves; Psittaciformes; Psittacidae
Gene: ACSL6
Product: acyl-CoA synthetase long chain family member 6
Exons: 21
Coding region: 738-3035 (765 amino acids)
Biological process (GO): very long-chain fatty acid metabolic process; long-chain fatty acid metabolic process; long-chain fatty-acyl-CoA biosynthetic process
Cellular component (GO): membrane; endoplasmic reticulum
Molecular function (GO): arachidonate-CoA ligase activity
Source: RefSeq, a predicted model, not a curated record
CCCAUCCUAACAGUAGCUGAGAUUUACGAAUGAUCCCAGGUACUCCUGGGACAGAGGGAGCUUUGCAGAUGCUCUGCAAGCAGCUUCCAGAGCUGAACCCCAGCCCUGGCAACAGCAUGGACAGGAAACAGCAUCACUUCAUGAUGGCACAUAUGAGCUACCAAUAUAAGCCCCAGCGACCUGCACAGGAGUCGCUGGCACCUGUAAGCUCUGCCAUAAGGCUGAAAGGCAAAUUCUUUCCUGCUCUAGUCACCUCCAGGUGUUGUUCCCAUGGGCUAUGCUGCCUGACCUAGGAAGUGGGCAGGGAAGGAUCAGGCUGUGGUUUCCCAGAGGAAACUGCAGCCCUGAGCUGGGUUUGGCAGAGCUGUGGGAGCCGUCCUGAUAGAGCUGCAGGCAAAAGACCAAAUAGGCAGAAAACCAAACAGUUCUGGGGCUUUGCUUUUCAUUCUGGCUGGGUUUAGCUUGGAGGAACUGAGGGAGCCCGCUUAGUGUGAGCACACAGCAGCCACGACGGGAUGAGAGGGAUGAGACAAGUGUAAUGAGGGACCCAGGGUUAAGUACCCCAAGUGGGUUUUGCCAUCUGAACUUCAUCCUCUGCAACCACUGCGGCCAACUGGCUGGUGUUUUCAUCCCGAUGAAUGAAACCUUGUGACUCGUUCAUCACAUGCUGGUGCUGGGUAACGUUUUAAGGACAUUUCGGCUGGUAGAGGAGCUUUCUCAUCGCUGUAACUCACGGAAUGGAGAGACUUCGGAGAUACCAACGAGCGUUUCAUUCUGAGUUCGCCGUGUCGCUGGCGGAGAAGAUGCAGGCUCAGGAGCUGCUGCGGAGCCUGCGCCUGCCCGAGUUCGAUGACCUGAGCCAGCUCUUCCGCAGCCUGCCCGCCUCGGCGCUCGUGGGCAUCGGCGCCUUCGCCGCCGUCAUCGCCUACUGGUUCGCCAGCCGGCCCCGCGCCGUGAAGCCGCCCUGCGACCUGCGGAUGCAGUCGGAGGAGGUCGAGGGCCUGGAUGGAGCACGGCGGUCGGUGAUCGGGGACAGCCCGCAGCUCCUGACGCACUACUACGAUGAUGCCAGGACCAUGUACGAGGUCUUCAGGAGGGGCUUCAGCAUCUCUGAAAACGGCCCUUGCCUGGGCUUCAGGAAGCCGAAUCAGCCCUACCAGUGGCUGUCCUACAAGGAGGUGGCUGAAAGAGCAGAAGCUCUGGGUUCAGGCCUAAUUCAGCAGGGCUGCAAGCCAUCCACGAAGCAGUUCAUAGGGGUCUUCGCUCAGAACCGCCCAGAGUGGAUCAUUUCCGAGCUGGCUUGCUACACCUACUCCAUGGUGGUGGUUCCCCUCUACGACACCUUGGGUCCCGGAGCCAUUCGUUACAUCGUCAACACAGCUGACAUCUCCACGGUCAUUUGUGACAAACCCGAAAAGGCCAGAACGCUCCUGGACCACGUGGAGAGGAGGGAAACGCCGGGUCUGAGCUCCAUCAUCCUGAUGGACCCCUUUGAAAAGGAGCUGAUGGAGAGAGGGAGGCGUUGUGGAGUUCGCAUCCAGACCAUGCAGGAGGUGGAGGACUGUGGCCGCGAGAGUCGCCAUGUGCCUGUGCCUCCUCGACCAGAAGACCUCUCAAUUGUCUGUUUUACUAGUGGCACCACAGGGAACCCCAAAGGUGCCAUGCUGACCCAUGGGAACGUGGUCGCGGACUUUUCGGGCUUUCUGAAAGUGACGGAGAAAGUGAUCUUUCCGAGACAGGACGAUGUGCUCAUCUCCUUCCUGCCUCUGGCUCACAUGUUUGAACGAGUUAUACAGGUAAGAAACCUGCCCGAACUGACGAGGCCUCGUGGGGCUCCUUGUGUUUUCUUCCAGAGUCAGUGGUCUCCUACUUGUGAGGAUGUACACAUUUCCUAUUUGCCUUUAGCACACAUGUUUGAGAGAAUGGUACAGUCUGUAGUGUACUGCCACGGAGGGCGCAUCGGGUUCUUCCAAGGCGAUAUUCGCCUCUUAUCUGAUGACAUGAAAGCGUUGCGCCCAACCAUCUUCCCUGUCGUGCCGCGGCUGCUGAACAGAAUGUAUGAUAAGAUCUUCAGCCAGGCAGACACGUCCCUCAAGCGCUGGGUUCUGGAGUUUGCUGCAAGAAGGAAAAAGGCUGAAGUUCGAAAGGGGAUCAUUAGAAAUGACAGCUUGUGGGAUAAACUGUUCUUCAACAAAAUACAGGCAAGCCUUGGUGGAUGCGUUCGAAUGAUCGUCACGGGCGCUGCUCCUGCAUCUCCAACCGUGCUGGGCUUCCUCCGUGCAGCCCUCGGGUGCCAGGUUUACGAAGGUUAUGGCCAAACAGAGUGCACAGCUGGGUGCACCUUUACAACCCCAGGUGACUGGACAUCAGGUCAUGUAGGAGCUCCUUUGCCCUGUAACUUAAUCAAACUGACGGAUGUGGAAGAGCUGAAUUAUUUUGCUUCCAAAGGAGAAGGAGAGAUAUGUGUGAAAGGACCAAACGUUUUCAAAGGUUAUCUGAAGGAUGAAGAGAAGACAACGGAGGCGCUGGACCAGGAGGGCUGGCUUCACACAGGAGACAUUGGGAAAUGGUUACCUAACGGGACACUUAAAAUUAUUGAUCGGAAAAAGCAUAUAUUUAAACUUGCUCAGGGAGAAUAUAUCGCACCAGAGAAGAUCGAGAACAUCUAUAUCCGCAGUGACCCUGUUGCCCAGAUCUAUGUCCACGGAGACAGCCUGCAGGCCUUUCUGGUGGGAAUUGUGGUGCCUGAUUCCGAAGUUAUGCCAGGCUGGGCAAAGAAAAGAGGGUUUGAUGGAUCUUAUGCAGAGCUCUGUAGAAAUAAGGCACUGCAGCAAGCGAUAAUGGAAGACAUGGUACGGCUGGGUAAGGAGAGUGGACUUCAUUCCUUUGAGCAGGUCAAAGCUAUUUACAUUCACUCUGAUAUGUUCUCAGUACAAAACGGUUUGUUGACACCAACGUUGAAGGCCAAGAGACCAGAACUGCGAGAUUACUUCAAAAAACAAAUAGAAGAGCUAUAUUCAAGUGUGUCCAUCUGAAAUCCUGGGAAGAACCUUCUGAAUAAUGGACUUCAUAGCAAUAUUAGAAUAAUCCUCAAAAGUACAGAGCCAGAAGGGCACAGCUGAAACGGAUAAGCAUCUGAAUCUUACAUCUGAGCCUUUCAUUGUUCUAGGGUUUCACCACUAACCACAUCUUUCCUUCUUUUUUUUCCAUCAGGUGUAAUACAGUUUAUUUUCUACUCUAUGUACACAAUAGGGUACUACUAAGAAUGAUGUUAAAUUGCCACAAAAUAUACAGAGAUUUCAAUCCAUGACCAAGUAAAUUAUGGAAACUUACAUUAUUAAUAACGCCAAACGUUUUUAAUUAAAAUAAGGAAAAUUUCAGGUAUGUCUGUUGAUAUCUGAUUGUACAUAACCUAAUAACAUUAGAAACUAAAAUCGUGGGUAAUUCAAUAAUGCGGUCUACCUCAAACAGUCAGUGAUUGAUGGUGAAAGUCUGUUUUCCCUGAUCUGGAACUUCAAGCUGGAUAUUGGUUUAUAUAUUAAGUGAUAGUUUUUGUAUUUUCCAGGACAUAAAUUGCAUUGAUUUGAUUUAAUCAUUAAUGUCCUAAAAACCAGAACACAAAUAGGAACCAAUCUCCUGCUCUUUGUACUUAAAAGAACUAUUACUAUUUACAUCUAAUGGAUUAAUAUUACCUUGAAAUUACAAGAAUGGGUUGGGAAGCAGUAGGAUGCAAUUCCCUCUUCCGUUCUUUUCAUCUGAACUCAUUUUAUACAUGGCAUGCUGAUUUUUCAUUAGGGCCUCCUUCAGUUCAGAACACUCAUGGACAUCUGAACUGCUCCAAGUGGUAAGGUUACAAAAGCACGACUGCCUCUGUGGCAGCUUUUUGUGGGAGCUCACAUUAACCCCAGUUCUCAUCCCUAAUUUAUUACUUUACAUGCUGCUAAUACUGGGUAGUCCAGUUGGACUAACUCCCUUUCAGAAACAGUGCUAAAGGAAUGGAGCAUGAAGUACAGGCUGUGAUUAUCCAGGUUGUCCAGAGAAGCUGUGGCUGCCCCAUCCCUGGCAGUGCUCAAGGCCAGGUUGGACACAGGGGCUUGGAGCAAGCUGCUCCAGUGGAAGGGGUCCCUGCCCGUGGCAGGGGUUGGAGCUGGAGGAGCUUUAAGGUCCCUUCCAACACAAAUCGUUCUAUGAUUCUGAAUGGAACUUAGCAGAACAAAUUGGGCUGGGAGAAGACUUCCUUCUGUUGACCAGGAAUGGAAGAGAUGCAGCUCCAGCAGGCCCCUGAUGAUGGGCAAAAGGCUGUGUUGGCUGAUGUAUGGUGGCACGGUAGCGGUACACCACUGGAUGUGGCUGUAGAAAGGCCUGUGAAGAAAACAUCUCUAUGCCCAGACACCUGGGAGCCUCAGUUCCCACUGUCAUCACUUCCAGUGACCUCUAUGGAACAAACAGCAUGUUUUCAGGAUGAAACCUUAAGUUUUCACAGCCAGUGGCAGCUGUUAGAAGAGGGUGUAAGUCCCCUGGGGGACAGGCACAGACUGGAGCCCUCUCCUGAUGGAAAGCAUGGUACAAAGCAACAAGAGAACUGUAACGUUAAGUCGCUUGAACGCUUGGACUGUUGGUGGCUUUCUUCUGCUAAACAGGGUCCUACAUGUAUCUGUGUAUUUGAAUAGCUGCUGUUCGUUGCACCAGUGCGUACUAGCAUGGAGCUGUGCCUGCUAGAGCUUCCUUGCUAGGACAGUGAAAGCACACUUGUUUUCUCUCUUAAACUGGAAUCCACUUUUGAAGCCCCAAAUUUUCACUCUAAAUGAUCUCUUACUUUCCCUCUACAAUUCCGUUGCACGCUUCCAAAUGAAAUACAUUGGAUUAAUGAGUUAGUGUUA